Nematostella vectensis (starlet sea anemone) is the source of this 7285-nucleotide messenger RNA. RefSeq lists its product as uncharacterized. The transcript has 5 exons. Bases 449 to 6592 code for a protein of 2047 amino acids. The record is from RefSeq and is a predicted model, not a curated record. Lineage: Eukaryota; Metazoa; Cnidaria; Anthozoa; Actiniaria; Edwardsiidae.
CAAUAGAGUGCAACCGGGCAUUUGAUCGGAGUUCGCAUCUUCCUGCUACAAUCGGAGCUUUUAUCUUUCUAAAUCUUUUAGUUACUUCAGCCGACGAUUGUUAUAAAGCCCGGCGCACACGGUAAGCAAAACUUCAUUCGUGCAAUUUGCUCACUGCAUCGCGAGGCCAAAAACCGUGUGCGGACGUCGAUCGAACGAAAUCACGUCUCACGAGCAACUAAGGCAAGAUUAUCACCUGCUUGAACUGUUGUCUACAGAUUCUUUGUUUUGCACUUCUUUAUUGCUUGGAAGUGAUAGAAAACUGGUCUAAACGUAGAUUGCAGUUUGGUAACCACCAAACACAGGAAAGAGUUCUUCAAAGUGGAGCCAUGGGGCAAGAUUCAUCUAAAAAAAAAAAAAAAAAAAAGGAAAGUCAACAAUCACACAAAGUGGCCCCAGAGCACCAAAUAUGGGUGAACAUGGCAGUAAUAUUGAAGAAAGAUUUGCAAAACAAGCAUCACAUGGUGUGAAAAGCAUUCAUCUGAGGAGUAAUAGAGAAGAAGACAAUAUUGGCAGAAAUAUGGCAGAGGAAAAACCUUCUAUGUUUGCAACCAUGGCACAAAGCAUUGGUGAGGUGAACACCAACAUUAAACCUAGCUCAUCUGAGGAAUUAUCCUGCCAUAUAUCCAGCAAUGGGCCAAUCACAAGAGGGGAAGACACCAAUAUUAAACCAAGCAUGGCAGAGGAUGUAUCCUGUCAUAUAUCCAGCAAUGGGCCAAGCACAAGUGGAGAAGACACCAAUAUUAAACCAAGCUUGGCAGAGGAGGUAUCCUUUCAUAUAUCCAGCAAUGGGCCAAUCACAAGAGGGGAAGACACCAAUAUUAAACCAAGCAUGGCAGAGGAGGUAUCCUUUCAUAUAUCCAGCAAUGGGCCAAGCACAAGCGGGGAAGACACCAAUAUUAAACCAAGCAUGGCAGAGGAGGUAUCCUGUCAUAUAUCCAGCAAUGGGCCAAGCAUAAGCGGAGAAGACACCAAUAAUAAACCAAGCAUGGCAGAGGAGGUAUCCUGUCAUAUAUCCAGCAAUGGGCCAAGCAUAAGCAGAGAAGACACCGAUAUUAAACCAAGCAUGGCAGAGGAGGUAUCCUGUCAUAUAUCCAGCAAUGGGCCAAGCACAAGUGGAGAAGACACCAAUAUUGGAAAACCAAGCAUUGAAUUAAAGACAACAUUGCAUGAGACUACCAACAUUUUUCCAAAAAUGAUUAAGAAAGAAGCAGAUAUUGGACCAGAAAAUAAGAAGGAGGAUGAAACCCAAGAUGUUUCUUAUAACAUGCAUAGCUGCAUUGAUCCUUGCCUGAUGGACAUGAAGACUAAUAAUCACACUGACAAUGCUCACCAGUUCAAGAGACAACAUCCCCAAAUCACAUACUCUCAAUCAGAGUUGAUGGAUCUUAGAAAUAAUUCCUCUUCACUCACAGAUUUCCACAUAUUUUGUCUGCAUAGAUGGCUUCCAGCAAAUUUAUUAAAGCCGGAAGCUGUUAAAGAUGCUAAAAAACAGACACCUGAUCUUGAGUUCAAAAAAUGGACAAAAGGUAUUUUAGAUCAUGCAGGAACAGUUUCGGCAAUUAGUGAAGUCAUAGAACCCCUGAAACGAAAUUUGACUGAGUUGUUCAAAGCGCAGGACUACCAAGCCCAGCCUCUUGAUCAUCUUACAAGACGUUAUUACUCCAUGUUAAAAGUUAUAGAUCCUGUUCGUUGUCAUGAUGAGGGUGGCGAAGGAGUUCUUAAGUCGUUCAUUCAAACCUAUUUAGAUACUUUUGUGGUGUACUCUAUCGAUGCCAAAACCUAUUGUAGAAUGACUGAGAGGCAGCAUGAUGUCGGUCAAGGUGACGAGUCUGUUCAGAGAAAACAGGAUGUAGUGAUCGACCAAUUGCGCCAAAAAAACUGUAAAGCUCUAAAUCCAGAAUUGAAGGAUAUCAGUGAUACUCCAGCGUUGCCUCACGGGUAUGAGUAUCGCCUAUCUUCUGUCAAUUCAGAAGAACUUUGUCAUCUCAAGGAGCAGCUCAAAGAAAAAGUUUGCGAUUAUCUGGAGCCACGGUCUCAGCCAGUUUUCGUUUCUACUUUGUGCCACCUGCCAGAAUUUGGCCCUCUUAAAGAAAUAAUAGGAAUGGUUAGUGGAAAGCGCUUCAAGUUUGGGAAAUAUCUUGUUGACGAAUGCAAUGAUGUAUUUCAAUUCACCCGGAUCAAUGGGACUCUACACACGGUGUCGUUGAGAAAAAAAAUAAGCUCGAGUAAGGCAAAUCGGCCGUCGGAUGUCAUGGAACAAUAUUCACUUCACAGUCCUGACAGAGAAGAAGAGAAUACCCAUGCCACUGAUCCCUCACAGAUGAACAUAGAAGACAACUCAUCUGACUCAAGUCACCUCGUGUCAUCGAGUGAUGUAGAAUCUGAAAAAGAAAACUCUGGGAUGGGCAGUCAAACUCCUGUGUCAGGAAAAGACAUUAUAGAAAGCCUCUUUUCACCGUCUAGCGAUGUCCGAACAACUUUGGAACAGGAUCAACAGAACGUGAUUCAUACGGUUUCAAGCCUUGUGGCAUCAACUGAAUGUUUGACUGGGGAAAUCUUGGUUUCUUCGAAACAAGGUCGUACUACUGGUGAUGGCAUUUCAUCUAACUCUAGUGAAAAUAUUGCUGCAGACCAACAAUUAUUUGAUGAAUUGAACUUGUUAAGAAAGGCAUGCGAGGUACUCAAGAGACACGGUGGCCCAUUACCAAUUGGGCAUCUUUCAAGCGAUUCACAAGUUCACAAUUUAAUAAAAAGAAUACAUAACAUCUCAAACAAACCCUUCAAUUGGCUUAGUUUUCUAAAACGAUGCAGUGAUACUCUCGAUUUGACUAUGGACACAAGAAAGCAGUGGUGUGUUUCUUUGAAGGUUUUUGAGAAUUGUCAACCGUCAAACAACGUCAGCGAACACCAACAAACUUCAAAUAGCUCAAACAAUUGCCUCCAAAAUGGCACCGAAAGCCCUUCAUCAGUUGCCAUCGAGAAGGAGUCUUCGUCGUUAAGUACAGGGAUUUGUGUUGAUGAACAGCUAAAGAAAGAGCUGAUCGAGCUAUUAACACUUGGAAAGCAAUCGAAGUGUGGCGUAAAAGAAGCUAGUCAAUUGCCCAACGUGAAGGAACUCCUCCUUCUUUUCAACUCUGAGCUGUUCAGUAUUGCAGGCUCAUCGGCCGUUUUACUCAGCUUUCUUUCCUCAAACGAAGAUGUGUUCAAGUUGGAUCUCGAAAACCCCGGGCAAGUCUUGUUUCGGCUGCAAGGGGUAGGUGAUUCAAGACUAAACACUAAAAAACACGUGGAAGAUGCUGGAGAUAUAUCUGUUCCGUGUGACAAGCAGGAAAGCUUAGCUAAAGUUCACUUUCAAGGGAAAGAUGAAAUAAAAAGUCAAGCUUUCUCUCUUAGUCCCAAGAAAACCCCAGUUUCCUCAAAAAGGGAUGAGCUUCACGAUUUAAAAGUGAAGCUAAGACACAAGCUUUAUGAACUUCUGAAGACACAAACGGAGCCUAUUGGCGUUGGGUCGUUUUGUGAACAGCCCAGUUUACAAAUUCUCAAAGAAAGCAUUAAAAAAGCCUUGGAAUCUGAUGGCAAGAAGUUCAAGUUCGGUCGAUUUCUUGUUGAGAAUUAUAGUGACGUCCUUUGUUUUACCUGGAAGACCAAUUCUCUGCACACUAUAGCGUUGAAGAAAAAUGCAAUUUCAAAUGAAUGCCCAAAGAAAACGUCUCAAACUCUUUCGUCACAGGUGAAUAAAGGUAAUGGGCCCUCCUUCUCAAGUCCUGGAAUCACACAUUCUGUAUUUGAUAGCGACAAGUCGUCACUUUGUGAGGAUUCUGAUACAGGGAUCUCCAAGAUGAGCUUGUAUCAUAGCCAGGAACCUCGUGUUGCGGAAGCAGGCAGUAUAAGCUCCCUUUCGUCCUUCUCUAGUGAUGUCGUCUCAGCUGAGGAGUCUACAAGAAUCCACGAUGGUUCAUCAUAUGAGGAAGAGCCAACAUCAUCCAUUUCAGAACAAGAGCAGGACACAAGUGACGACAUUUCAUCUGUUUCUAGUCAUAGCAUUACUACAGUUCCACGGUUAUCUCCAGAUGAAUUGAAACUCCUGAGCCGGGUCUGUCACCUUUUGAGAAAACGCAACGAACCAUUGCCGAUUGGGCAUAUUGGAAACGAUCCCGAACUUCAGGAGCUUAUAUGCAAAAUUCAUGUCACAACAUUUGAUUCAGCAGAGCCAUUCAAGUGGAAAACGUUCCUUGGCAAGUGCAAUGAUACUCUGGAUUUGAGUCAAAGAACCUUGAAGGGUACACAAGAGUGGUGUGUUUCGCUGAAAGAAUGUCAUAAAAAACGUUGCCCAAGCACCACUUCUAGAUUAACCGAUAAUUCAUUGGACGCACAUACUUCUAAAGAUUCAAAUAUUACAGAGCAUGCACCCGUAAAACUUUCAAAAAACCAACUGCGAAAACUCGACUCAAGUCUUAGAAACAGACUUCUGUCGUAUUUGCAAACAAAUUCUGGAGAGCACGCGCUUAGAGACAUAGUGAACCAGAAAUGCAUUCUGAAAGGCGUGCAGGUAAUGAAUAGUCUUCUAAAGCCUUCUUCGACCGAAUUCAGUUGGGAGGCAUUCCUACAUAGAAAUAAAUACAUGUUCAAAGUUAUUGGAAAUUAUGAUAACAUUAUGAACUGCAAGGUAUCCCUAAGUCCAGAAUUCCGGCCUUUAGACAAGCCGAAGGGACAACCACAAGGUUCCAGACCUUCUAACGAGGUACAGUCAAAAGAUUCAACGGUAAUGAUUUCAAAAACAAAGUUACGCAAACUCGAUGUGAAACUACGGAACCGGCUGUUGGAGUAUUUGCAAGAGAGUCCUGGUGGAAAUGUACUAAAGUACAUUGUAAAAUGUAAAUGCAUCAAAGAAGAAGUACAGGAACUCAACACUCUUCUCAAACCGUAUUCUACCCAAUUGAAUUGGGAAACAUUUCUAGAGAGAAAUAAGUACAUAUUUCAUGUAAGAGGGAGUGAUAGUGACAUAAUGAGCUGUACAAUAUCUCUGAAGUCACAGUCGCAGCAAAGGGAGGAACUUUCACAGGGCUUUGCAUCAGCAAAGGAGAUCUGUCUCUCCCAAUACGAGUCUUGCCUUCUACAGAAAGUCCUGUCUUUCUUACAUAAGGCCGGAACAGGAGAACAUCCUCUCAAAAAAGUGGAGGAAUGUAAACCAGUGCGACAAGCUCUCGAGAAUUUAAGAGCUGAUCUAAGAAAAAGUGGUCGACAGUUUGACUGGGUGACCUUCCUUGCCAUCGCUCGGAAAGUGUCCUCAGUAAACGUAUCUUGUCUCGAGACAAAAGACGAAUUAAAAAUAAGACUCUCCGCAAAGCCGAAGGACCCGAAUGUGGAUAACUUACCCACCCAAAGUAAAGUCAAUGGCGCACCGAAUUCUAAGGUCACUGAAUUGUGUGCGGAGGCGCUGAACGCUGCCAAUCUCUAUUCUUCAGUUGACACGAGUGAGCCAAGCACGAUUGAUGUCAACGGCACAACAAAAUCUGUAGUCGCUGGAAGAACAAGUACUGGGAUCAUCCACAAUGAAAUAAUUCAGGAUUGUCCUGCAAAUGUAUGUUCUUCAUUGCACAGGAUUCCAAAGGCUAACAUCGAUGAGUGUGAUGAUGCAGUAGCCUUUGGUAACAUCGUUGGGAUGGAGGUCUUGGCGGCUUCGGUUGGCAGAGCUUCAAGUGAUGGAAAGAUGACUAUUCCACCAACAGAGCCUUGGAGUGAAGCUUGGUCAUCUUGCAGCAUUAGUGAAAACAAAGAAACGGCCAAGCUUACUAACAAUUAUGAUGCUACUAUCUAUGGUACCUCUUCUGGCCAGUUAUUACCAUGUACCAAGAACAAUGGAGAAGCCUGCAAUGGCGACGAUGGAGAAAGCCCCCAAGACACCUUAGAAGAUCGCAAUGCAGCUAGAAGCGGAAGUCGAUAUGAGACAGUCGAGGGCAGUAAAAGAGCGUGUAAGAAACCCUCUUCGCCUGAAGAAACGUGUAAGGAAAUCUAUUCUCCUAAAGAAAUGAGCAAGGAGGCAUCGUUACCAGAAGAACUUUUCAAAGAAAUAUCUUCAACUGAAAAAGGGUGUCAGGAAACCUCUUCAACUAAGGAAGUAUUCAAGGAAACCUCUUCAACAGAGGAAGCCUCCAAGGAAACCACUUCAACUGAUAAAGUAUGCAAGGUAAUCUCUUCUAGUGAUAAAGUAUGCAAGGAAAUUUCUCCCCCUCUUCUAUGUGCUGUUACACCUACAAGUUUACCAUGGGGUGAAGUCCACCAUGUUAACUCUCCCAAGGAACGCCUUGCUGCCUUACUCUACGAUACCUUUGAAGAUUCCAAUGGUUUUCUGUUGAAAGCACAAACUGUAUUUCGUUCGCUGGGUUUGGCUGAUGUGCACAUUGAGCCACGCACAGUAGCCAAUGUUUAUUUCUGUAUCGUGUGGAUCGGCGAUUCCCAGAUAACUUCAACAGCUGAUGAGAGUCUAGAGACCGCCAAGAAUAAAGCCCUUACGAAAUGUGUGCGUUUUCUCAUGGGGAUGUACCACUGAACUAUUUAGGGACCGCCACUAAACUUAGAAAGGUGUAUGAGAAAAUGCCAGAAAGUAGAACGCGCAGCUUUGCUAAACAUGUGUCGCUCAAAUGUAAGGUAUUUUUAAUAAAUCGUAUUAGAAUUCUCUAGCAAAAAUGUUAUAGUUGCAUGUAUAAAUUAGUUAAGUGUAGUCCUAGAAAAGUCUUACUUGCUAACAAGAUGGACUCCUCAAAUAUUAAAUGUGGAAGAAUUUAUCCCAACAUCAAGACCUUUUGGAACGCAGAGCCCCAAUUGUUAUUAUUAUUUGAGUUCCUCACGUUAUCAUGUAUUGGCUUUGCUUGAACAGCGUCUGUUAACUUCGGUGACGUUAGGGAGUGUUUAUUAAAUACACCGAGGGGGGGAGGGAAGGAAGAUAUUGAGGGGGGGGGGGGGGUUCCGAAAAUGUUUAACCACCAAAACGGGGUCUCCGAAAAUAAAGGUCCUCUAAGGGAAAAAGAAGGAAAAUUUGGGGGUUCUAUAAAGGGGGGGGGGGGAGAACACCGAAAUGAAAGGGGGGCUCUGCAAUUGGUGUAAUUAAUGAACACUCCCUUAUACUCCCUUAUAUGUGUGUACUCAAGAACGUGUGCCUUUUUUGAUAUUGUGCGUUUGGUUGUCUGUCAAUACAAGGGCUGGUGCCUAACUUUUUUUAAAGGAUUAAAUACCUUAUAUCCAA